AUGUCUUCGUGUUAUAGCGGUUUUGAAGAUCGUUCUUUUGAUUUUCCCGAAGAUGAUGAUAACUCUUCAUUCGAUAGUGGUUAUGAAAAAAGUUUUGAAACCGCCAAUGAGUGUCAUUUAAAACCACGUAAAUUAGUGUUUGAUAAUUGUGGAGAUUUUUAUAAUAAUGCACCGGUUCAGGGAGAUUUUAAUGGACAUUUACCUAACGGCUAUAACAGCUUACCCAUGGAGCAUUCUUUGAUACCAGGAUUAUUUGAUACCGGCAGUAAUCACAGCUCACGCAGUGGACGUACGCUUGUAGAACACAUUAUCAGCAAGGCACCACCAGAUGAUCUAGAGUUCUCACCGAAGCUGGGAGAUCAAACAUCUACGCCGAGUAAAAAAUCUUCGGGUGAGAGUGGUGAUGAUCAACCAACUGAACCAAGACCAAAACGUAAAUAUGCCGUCGGCAAAAAUCGCAUGACUCGUUCGCGCAGUCCCACACAGGUGGUGCGCAUUAAGAAAUUUCGCCGCAUUAAGGCCAAUGAUCGCGAACGUAAUCGCAUGCAUACGCUGAAUGAUGCCUUAGAACGUUUGCGUGUUACUUUGCCACAAUUGCCGGAGGAAACGAAAUUGACUAAAAUAGAGAUUUUACGUUUUGCGCACAAUUACAUAUUUGCCUUGGAACAGGUUUUGGAAAGUGGUGGCACUUUGAAUUUGGAUUUAGAGAAAUUACAGAAUUUUACUUUGAGCGGCGAGAGAAUAACUAAGGAACUAUUCGAUGCCAUAUUUGUUAACCCACAACAGUAUCCUAUGAUGGCGGGAGGAGGUUAUAUGGGUUUUGGUAGAAUGCCUUAUCCUCCUCAUAUGCCCUUUAACCAAACAACAGGUUUAGGAGCUGCAGGCAGUACAUAUCAACCGAACUUUAAUAGGCAGCCUAAUGUAACACCUAACACCCACUCUCCAGCAAAUCCGGGCUUUACACAACAAGAUUUCUUAAGUAGCAUGCGUCACUAUAGCAGUCAACAAUGCCACCAGCCUGAACGUCGAAUGGAUACAAAUUUCUCACAAGAAAAAUAUGAUCUCUUUAAGGGCACAUUUGAAGCAGCUGCUGAUAUUAAACCUACAAUCAGUACAGGGACACCCACUACCAAUACAAUGGGCUAUGCGUCAAUGAAUGCGGGCUAUAAUGAUGUUACAUCUGCAUCAUCCGCACAUAUCACUGCCAGCACUCAUUUACCCUCACAUACAACAGCUGCAACAGCUUCAAAUGGAUCUCCAGCAGAGUUACAAUAUCACCAGCAUCAUCAUCAUCAUAAUAGUAGUUUUUAUACACAAACUCCUCCAUGGAAGGAUUUCAAUGAACAGGUGAUUAAUGUAGGUCCAUCUAAAGGUCAUGCUCAAUAUGGAGCUGUAUAG
Lucilia sericata (common green bottle fly) is the source of this 1398-nucleotide messenger RNA. It is a transcript of the gene tap, whose product is annotated as basic helix-loop-helix neural transcription factor TAP. NCBI's taxonomy places the organism in Eukaryota, Metazoa, Arthropoda, Insecta, Diptera, Calliphoridae. The transcript has a single exon. Bases 1 to 1398 code for a protein of 465 amino acids. Gene Ontology annotation, molecular function: protein dimerization activity. The record is from RefSeq and is a predicted model, not a curated record.